CACACGCUUGCACUACCAUUCUGCGUGUCGAAAUAGAAAGUGAGGGAGCAAGGAGGAAGAGUGAGAGAGAGAGAGAGAGAGAGAGAGAGAGAGAGAGAGAAAAGACAGAGUGGUCGGGGCGAGCGUGCGCAUAUGCUCGUGCGUGCGCGCGCGCGUGUGCAGCUCCACUACAGCGGCGACGGAGUGAGGAAGAAAAAGAAGAAAACGGGAAUAAGGAAACCGGGGAGGGAGCCGCCAUAUGCUGAGGGAUUGGUGAAUGUUCCGUUGAAAAGGGGUUGCUCGUAGGAAGGAGAUCGCGCGAUGGGGAGCUCACACUUGCUGAACAAAGGCCUGCCUCUAGGCAUCAGGCCUCCUAUAAUGAAUGGGCCCAUGCACCCUCGUCCUCUGGUGGCACUACUGGACGGCCGGGACUGCACAGUGGAGAUGCCCAUCCUGAAAGACGUGGCCACCGUGGCCUUUUGUGAUGCUCAGUCAACCCAGGAGAUCCACGAGAAGGUACUAAACGAAGCCGUCGGGGCUCUCAUGUACCACACCAUCACGCUCAUGCGCGAGGACCUGGAGAAAUUCAAAGCACUUCGAAUCAUCGUCCGCAUCGGCAGCGGUUUUGACAAUAUCGACAUCAAAUCAGCUGGGGAAUUGGGGAUAGCUGUGUGUAACAUGCCCUCAGCCUCAGUGGAAGAGACAGCCGAUUCAACGCUGUGUCACAUCCUCAAUCUCUACAGACGCACCACCUGGCUGCACCAGGCUCUCCGUGAGGGCACAAGGGUCCAGAGCGUGGAGCAAAUCCGAGAGGUCGCGUCUGGAGCCGCUCGCAUCCGAGGGGAGACUCUGGGGAUCAUCGGCCUAGGGCGUGUUGGUCAAGCUGUAGCUCUGAGAGCUAAAGUGUUUGGCUUUAAUGUGAUCUUCUACGACCCUUAUUUGUCUGACGGCAUGGAACGAGCACUCGGACUACAGCGAGUAAACACACUACAGGACCUUCUGUUCCACUCCGACUGCGUCACACUCCACUGCAGCUUGAACGAACACAACCACCACCUCAUCAACGACUUCACUAUCAAACAGAUGCGUCAGGGUGCGUUCCUGGUGAACACUGCGCGAGGGGGGCUGGUGGACGAGAAAGCUCUGGCUCAAGCACUAAAAGAGGGCAGAAUACGCGGCGCAGCUCUGGACGUCCACGAGACUGAGCCCUUCAGUUUCAGCCAGGGCCCCCUGAAAGACGCCCCUAAUUUGAUCUGCACUCCUCACGCUGCCUGGUACAGCGAGCAGUCCUCAAUCGAGAUGAGAGAGGAGGCAGCUCGGGAAAUCCGCAGGGCCAUUACAGGUCGUAUUCCAGACAACCUGAAGAACUGUGUGAAUAAGGAGUUUCUCACACAGACCACACACUGGGCAGGCAUGGAUCCUGCCAUACACCCAGAGCUGAAUGGAGCCUACAGGUACCCACCAGGUGUGGUGAGCCUGGCAUCUGGUGGCCUCCCGCCACCUGUGGAAGGAAUCGUGCCGAGCGCAGUGCCGAUCAGCCACAGCCUUCCCUCGGUAGCACACCCUCCCCAUGCACCAUCUCCAGGCCAGACUGGUAAAGCCGAGCCCGAUCGAGAGCAGCACCCCAACGAGCAGUUGUAGCCACACACUCCUAUAUCGAGAGUUUUCUGUGCUACUAGAGAACUCUCCUGGUCCUUCUUUACCCCAAUGAAGAGGAGUUGAAACCAGCCAAAAACGAAAAAAAUCACAAUGAACCAUGACUGUCUGAAGUAGCCAACCAUUUGAACUGAAGGUGGUGGAUCGUGCUCGCUUUUACUUUCUCUCUCUCUCUCUCUCUCUUUCUCUCUCUCUCUCUCUCUUUUUUUUUCUCUUUUUUUUUUUUGAUGUGGAAACAAAAAAAAAUGGAUUUGAAACAAAAAAAACUCCCUAAAACAAAUCCUGCUGGUUUAGAUUCUAGUCUGUCUAAGUGCAGUGGGCAAUUUUUUGUUUCUUUCGUGUCCAAUGGGUUUCAUUGAUUAAAAAAAAACGCUGUAGUUUUGAAUGUAUCCUGUUUGUGUACAGUUUUUAGGAUAUGAUCAGUGGUUUGUAGAAAAAAAAAAGAAACACAGCAUAAAGGGAGGUAACCAUCAACUAAUAGAUUUUUAUUAUUAUUAUUGUUGUUUUAAUUUUUUAUAUAUGAUUUUGUUUUUUUGUUUUUUUUAAAAAAUGCCCCGAAAGAGGCCUGUUUUGCACACCCUCUCAGGAAAAUUAUUUUCCCCUCCUUCCUCCCUUUGGAAUUAAACCACAUAGUGCAUCGAUAAAUUGUUAAUUUUUUUAUUUUUUUUAAUCCAUGUGUCUUUUUUGUAGUCUAAAUUAGCACAGUACUUUCAAAAAGUAUAUUCAGUGUUUUUUUUUUUUAUUGUUUAUAAUUUUCAGUUUUUGUUAACUUAGCAUGUACUGCCUUAUGUGUUAAAGGUAAAAAAAAAAAUGCGUUCUGUUUUGACGAAGAAAAAAAAAUCCAGUUCGUCUUGUGAAAAGCUGGCGUCAUGCUUGCCUGUUUCUGUGUGACUUGACCGUACCGUGUUUUACGAGGCAGCUCCGAGCUGCUGGGGUAGUUGCAGCGCUCCAUUGCCUACAUAGUUUCCUUCCUGAUUAAAGUGGUAGGCUAGCAAUAUACAUACUAUAUAUACUAUGAGAUAUCAUUAUUUUUUUGUUAAACAGAAUUAAAAAAAAAAGGAAAAAAAAACCAGAAAUGUUUGUGACUGUAUGCAUUUGUAUGAAUUAUUUUAAAUGAAAUAAAAGUCCAAAUUUAAUGA
Messenger RNA from Silurus meridionalis, 2774 nucleotides. RefSeq names its product C-terminal binding protein 1. NCBI's taxonomy places the organism in Eukaryota, Metazoa, Chordata, Actinopteri, Siluriformes, Siluridae. The record is from RefSeq and is a predicted model, not a curated record. The transcript has 9 exons. Bases 301 to 1620 code for a protein of 439 amino acids. Gene Ontology annotation, molecular function: oxidoreductase activity, acting on the CH-OH group of donors, NAD or NADP as acceptor; NAD binding; transcription corepressor activity.